GUCUGCAGUGACUUUCUGAAUGAUGAAAAUUUGAGCCAUCAAUCUUCAGUCUGUUAGGAAACAGCCGCUUCCCGUUUGCCGCUGAGCUGAAGGUAUAAAUGAGCCCAGGGCCCUCAGCGCUCCUCAUUCUCCUCCUUCACACUUUGGCAUCAGCGUUCGCUCAUCAUGGGGAACUUCGUCGCCAAUGAGGGACUCUCCAUCUUUGUCAUCCUUGUCUGGCUGGGAAUCAACGCCUUCCUGUUCGUCCAUUUCUACAUGGCCUUCCUGGUGGAUCGCUGGUUCUACACCAGGGUGCUGCUCGGGCAAGCGUUGUCAUGGGCGAGAGCUCCUGCUGCCUGCCUCAACUUUAACUGCAUGCUGAUCCUGCUGCCCGUCUGCAGGAACCUGCUGUCCUUGCUCCGAGGCUCCAUCCAGUGCUGUAGCCGGACUGCAGCUCGGCAGCUCGACCGAAACCUGACUUUUCACAAACUAGUGGCCUACAUGAUUGCCUUUCAUACAGCUGUUCACAUUGUCGCGCAUUUGUUCAACUUUGAGUUUUUCAUGAACGCCCAGCUGAAUCGCAACGACAGCCACCUUCCCUUCAUCCUGUCUGAAAUCGGCACCAGAGACAACGCCUCCUUCCUGAACCCCAUAAGGAGCAAUGAGACGAACCCCACCAUCGUCAUGUUCACCACCAUCGCCGGGCUGACGGGCGUGGCCAUCACCUUGGCUCUCAUCCUCAUCAUCACCUCGUCCAUGGAGGUCAUUCGCAGGUCCUACUUUGAGGUGUUCUGGUACACGCAUCAUCUUUUCAUCAUCUUCUUUAUCGGCCUGGUGUUCCAUGGCUACGGACGAAUUGUCCGGGGACAGACUUCGAACAGCCUCCAGACGAACAAUCCCGUCGUCUGCGCCAAAAGAUUCGAGGACUGGGGUAAAAACGAGUCCGGCUGCGCCGUCCCCGUGUUUGCAGGAAACCCACCUGGGACGUGGAAGUGGGUGGUGGGCCCGAUGAUCCUGUACGUCUGCGAGAGGAUCGUCCGCAUCUAUCGUUCCCAUCAGAAAGUGGUCAUCACCAAGGUGGUGAUGCACCCCUCCAAGACCCUGGAGCUGCAGAUGAAGAAGAAGGGCUUUAAAAUGGAGGUGGGACAGUACGUCUUCAUCCAGUGCCCCUCCGUGUCCAGGCUGGAGUGGCACCCCUUCACCCUGACCUCCGCCCCGGAGGAGGACUACUUCAGCGCCCACAUCCGCAUCGUCGGGGACUGGACUCAGGCGCUGUACGAGGCCUGCGGAGGAGAUAAACCAGAGCAGCAGGAGGCCUGGAAAUUGCCCAAGGUUGCCAUAGACGGGCCUUUUGGUACGGCCAGCGAGGACGUGUUCCGCUACGAGGUGGUGAUGCUGGUGGGAGCAGGAAUCGGAGUGACUCCCUUCGCCUCCAUCCUCAAGUCUGUGUGGUACAAACACAUCCAGAACAACCAGGACGUCUUCACCAAGAAGGCGCUUCUGUUGCAGAUCUACUUUUACUGGCUGUGUCCUGAGACUCAGGCCUUCGAAUGGUUCGCCGACCUGCUGCAGUCGCUGGAGCGUCAGAUGGCGGACAAAGACAUGGCCGACUUCCUCAGCUACAACAUCUACCUGACCCGCUGGAAGGAGACGGAGGCGGCUCAUUUCCGCGUCCACCACGAGGCGGAGAACGACCCAAUUACUGGGCUCAAACAGAAGACUCUUUACGGAAAGCCAAACUGGGACAACGAGUUCACCAACAUCGCAUCGAAGCACCCGAGGUCCAAAGUAGGAGUGUUCCUCUGCGGUCCUCCUCAGCUCGGGAAGUCUCUGGAGAAACAGUGCCUCUCUCACUCCGAGGCCGACGUCAAGUUCAUCUUCAACAAGGAGAACUUCUGAAAACCUCCGCCACACCACAGUGUUGCAAACAUGUUG
Molecule: messenger RNA, 1914 nt
Organism: Cyprinodon tularosa
Lineage: Eukaryota; Metazoa; Chordata; Actinopteri; Cyprinodontiformes; Cyprinodontidae
Gene: cybb
Product: cytochrome b-245 heavy chain
Exons: 13
Coding region: 166-1878 (570 amino acids)
Biological process (GO): defense response; superoxide anion generation
Cellular component (GO): plasma membrane; NADPH oxidase complex
Molecular function (GO): superoxide-generating NAD(P)H oxidase activity
Source: RefSeq, a predicted model, not a curated record